Messenger RNA from Peniophora sp. CBMAI 1063, 3975 nucleotides. The record is from the annotation of a GenBank genome assembly. Lineage: Eukaryota; Fungi; Basidiomycota; Agaricomycetes; Russulales; Peniophoraceae.
AUGUCGCUUUAUGAUUGGAUCAGACUUACUGAGAAGCAGAAAACACCUAAGAAGAAAGAGAAGCCUAUCGCUCGAGAUUCCGAAGAAGAUCCAUCUCCGUCUGAUAAAGAAACCCUUCUUUCUGACACAGAGCAAGACGAGACAGAAAGACCUGUGACGCGCGGAAGCUUGUCACAGAAAUCACAGCAGACGUUGGUCGACGAAGAAGACACAGGAUACAGCUCUGAUGAUACCCUCAUCGCUGAGGACGAAGAAGACGAGGACUACUAUGACGACGACGACGAUGAUGAUGAUGAUUUAGAUGAUGAUUUGAGAGGUAGUAGAUCUUCCAAGUCAAAGAAGGGUCGUGGAACUUUCUUCCAGUUCAGUAAAGAUCAUCCCCAACACAAGACGCACCGUAUACGCAUGGCCUCCGAAGAUCAGGCAAAGAUACCAAACUUCAUAGGAGGUAUACUACCCAGACGGGACAAGGGUGAUGUGGACGAAUACUGUCGCGCUAUGUUAACGCUGUUCAAACCGUGGAAUGAUGCCCUAUCCCUCAAAGCACCAGAACAGACCUGGCAAGCAGCAUACGAGACGUACGAAUUCACGCCAAGGGACCGCACCAUUAUGGGUUUCUUCCACGUGAGAUAUGAGUGUAACGAUGCUAGAGACGAUUUCAGAGCUCAGAGAGUUAGUCAAGCUAGGGACAAUGGUUUGCAUUGGGUGGGCGGGCAAUUCAUACACGAACUAGACCGCGAAGCAUGGGCUACGAGCCAGUUAGAGGCACUUGGAGAUGAUAUGUCGAAGAUAGAUCACGCUUUUGAACCAAUGAGAUACGGACAACGGAUGGUAAAUAGCUCAUUGGCAAUGGCAGAGAUGAAGCAUGCUCUGGAAUCGGUGGGAUGGGUAAACCCAACCUUCCACAAUGAUCAAGAAGCCGGUGAGGAGCCAGAGUCCAGUCAGCCCUCCAGAGAAGACAGCGCGCCUUCAGAUAUUGACGACCCAGAACAGCAUAUAGAUGUUGGCAGUCGUACUCUGAGUCAAUGGCGAGACAUGUUGGCCGAAAAACGAAAGACGGCCAUUGCUCAGAAAGCCGCCGGAAUACCGGAAAAUGAUAGUGAAGGGGAGGGUAAACAGACCGAAGACAGUUACUGGGAAGAUCAGGUUCGCAUCAUAGAUAAGUCGUUUCUAUCCAAGAACUACAAGGCGGGGGAAGAGGACGCCGGCAAGCUCGUAGACGACAUAGUUCAGGAGUUCAAAUUGAACGAAGAACAGGAAAGGGCUUUCCGGAUCAUAGCUAACCACUCAAUUCUCGGCUCGAUUGCGGAUCCUCUAAGGAUGUAUAUUGGAGGCAUGGCUGGCACCGGUAAAUCCCAGGUCAUAAAAGCAGUAAUCAAAUUUUUUGAAGCGAAAGGCAAAUCUUACGCCUUUCUGAUAUUAGCUCCAACUGGAUCGGCUGCGUCCCUGAUCGGAGGUUCGACCUAUCACUCAGCUCUCGGAUUCAGAGGUUCUAACAAGUCAGAUGUCGACGGUGAGGCAAAAGGCGGGAAAGAUCCGUUAACCAAAGGCAUGUCUGCUCAGCAAGUGAUCAAAGCUCGGUUGAAAGCAGUCGAGUACGUGUUCAUUGACGAGAUAUCAAUGGUAGACUGUCAAGCGCUCUAUAACAUCAGCCUGUCAAUGAACACUGCCAUGAACAUCAGCGACGCUGCUUUCGCGAACAAGAACAUGAUCUUUGCAGGAGACUUCGCACAACUGCCGCCCAUAACGAAAUCAGGUCCUCCACUAUACUCUGGUCUGGUCAGCAGUGUGAUACACACCAGUAACUCGGUACAACAACAGAAGGCGAGUAUAGGCAAAGCUCUAUGGCACCAGUUCACUGUGGUUGUACUCUUGACCCAAAAUAUGCGACAGAGAUCACAGAGCGAAGAAGACGCGAGGUUCAGAAAGCUAAUACCAAGGGACGGCCAUCCAGACAUAGAUCUUAUGCAUCCAGACUUCGUACAUGCAUCGAUGAUCACCAGAAGGAACUCUAACCGCGAUCUCUUAAACCAAGUUGGGACAGCUAGGUUUGCGAGGGCCAAGAAACGGAAGUUGUAUACCUUCUAUGCAGUGGACACCUUCUCAAAUGCCAAAGUCCCUGCUAACAAGGCUGUUUUCGAGCACAAUCCACUCAGAACCGGCAAUGUGAUACCAAAGGAACAGGCGGAAAAGGUUCUGUCAGUCCCCCCCGGAGAUACGAUGAGUAUACCCGGAAAACUAACGCUGUGUAAAGGCCUCCCGGUUAUCAUCAAGCGUAACGAUGCCACAGAACUUAAUGUCACAAAUGGUGCUGAAGCCACUGUGAGAGAAUGGAGAUCUUCGACUUUGAGUGACGGAAGAUCGGUGCUGGAUGUCGUGUUCGUAGAACUCAAGAAUCCGCCAUCCCCAGUAAAGUUGGACGGCCUACCUCUGAACGUGGUUCCCAUAUGCAGAUCAAAGCAAAACAUCUUUGUCGAGUUCCCCGACGCUACAGUGUUGCCUGUGAACCGUGACCAGGUCCCUCUCUUGCCUAACUUCGCUAUGACCGAUUAUGCUUCGCAAGGUCGGACUCGACCAAUCAAUAUUGUCGAUCUAGAGCACUGUGAUACCCAUCAGUCCGUGUACACCUGCCUCUCCAGAGCAUCAACUUUGAAAGGGACCGUCAUUUUCCGCAUGUGCAACCACGCGACUAUAUGCGGAGGACUGAAGUCGGGUCGAUUAAAGCAAGAAUUCAGAGAGUUGGAGCUGCUUAACGAAAUCACGCGACUAAGGUGGGAAGGCAAUCUGAGAAAAGGCGUUGCGGGGAACACCCGUUCUACUCUCCUCAAAUCAUACUUGCAAGUAUACGGACAUAAAAGCUGCCCGAAGAACAUACACUCUGCAAUCAAAUGGGGGGAACCCGGUGAAUCCGAUCCACUCAAGAUCGACUAUGACGACGACCCUUCCUUUGUAUGGAAGAGUAUGGACAAGAAGACGGAAACCAAGCCAGGCAAAGACCAUAAGAGCAGCACCGGGAAAGUGGAUAAAGGCGAGACUCGCGGAAAAAAGCGCAAGAUAUCAGAGGUGGAUACAGACACGCGACUGAAGACGGACAUAGUUCGCCUACCCAAAAAGUCAAAAUCAACCGGGAGAAGACAGCUGCUUAAAGGCAUGAGAUGGCGACGCCAAACCCAGACAUGUGCCUACGACAGUCUCCUAACUAUACUGGCGAACGUGUACUGGCAUAACGCUGCGAAGUGGGGAGAUGUUAUGCACGGAGUCAACUCGACUCUGGAAGGCCUAGUCCAGAAGUGGUCAGUGUGUCUACAGUCGGCGUCAUUUGAGAAGGCCGAGGAGGCAAGGGAUACCCUCCAGAAGGAGCUCAAUCGCCAAGACCCCGAAUCCUUUCCAAUCAACGGCCAGUUUACUGACAUGGGUCAGCUAAUCAUGAAGCUCUUUGAGGAUGAAAGCGGUAACCGCGCGCGGUACACCAGAAAAUGUGCGUCGUGCAACGCGGAGGAAAACCCUCUUGUCAAGUGUCCCACGUGGACGCUUCCAGCAUCGAGUACUCCCAAAUUACUUUCCGCGGAGAUCAAGCGACGCUUGAACCGAGUAUCGGACCAAGUCUGCGUGGCAUGCGGAGCCAAACAAGUCCGCGAAGAGGUAGAGAUGAAUGUCCAAGACCCACCUCCUUUCAUAGCCGUUGGCCUUGAGGAUAGAAGACACCGUAACGAAGGUGCAUGCCAGCCUAAGCUCACAGCUACAGUCACUAUCGGAGAGAAAGGCUCGAAGGUUACCUACAAGCUACGCGGUCUAAUCUACUGGAACGGCUCACAUUUUACUUGCAGAAUGAUAGGGCGAGGAGGUGAGGUCUACUAUAACGAUGGCAUGAGCUUCGGCGCAACUUGCGCCCAUGAAGCCAGCUUAUCUGAAAUCAAAGAACUGUACAACAUAAAAGGAGCCCAGCUUACAUACGCCAUACUUAGCUUGCUUUGA